GUAGUCCCGGGAACUUUUGCCUCUGGCCGGAUCGUGUUGAGACCCCAGAGGGAGCAGCAGCCUGGAGGCGUGCAAGGGGGCGGUGAUGGACGCAAGAUGGCAAAGGCGACCAUUGCUCUCAAACGUUUUAAUGUUGAUACUAUGCUGAUGUCAUCUGCCCUGGAAAAGUUUGCAUACAGAUGGAAUUAUCUGUUCCCUGAAGGUUUGAAACAUUCAUCUGUGAAGCCAUCUGGAUUUGUCCAUAAUUUGGGGCUUUGCUUACCUAUUGCUUGUCUCACUUUGAGUGAAAAUCCAGAGAAAGACAGUUGUCAGCUGAGCUAUUGACAAUGCAACCACAGGAGUUAAUGACCUUCAAAGAUGUAGCCAUAGACUUCACCCAGGAAGAAUGGGCAUUGCUAGACACAUCCCAAAGAAAGCUUUUCAGAGAUGUGAUGCUGGAGAAUAUCAGUCAUCUCAUCUCAGCAGGAUAUCAGGUCUGCACAUCAGAUGUACUUUCCCAGUUGGCACAAGGAGAAGAGGUGUGGAGAGAAGGAAAGGAAUUUCUCCAAAACCAGAGUCCAGGCAGGAAAAGCGGCUGUAAAAAGCAAGAAAUAGUAUUCAUGCAACUUACCAGCAGGAAAGACAAUUCUAACAUCAUGUCAUCGAUAUCUCAUACUCAAAAGAUUUCCUUUCAAUGUAAUUACUUGCAAGAGGAUUCCACUCUCAGAUCCGCAAUGACUCUACAUUCAUUAAUUCCCAUGCGAAAGAAACCAGAUUUAAGCAAACCUUUUGGAAAAGACCUCAGUGAUGAGUUAUCUGUUAAUCAGCAUCAACAGAAUCACACAGCAAAUAAAUUAGAUGAAUGCCAUCGAAGUGCUAAAGCCUUUAUUAAAGGCUCUGGCCACAGAAAGUACAAGGGAAGUCAAACUGGAAAUCAACCAUAUGAAUGCCCUCUAUGUGGGAAAACAUUCAUUAGUUUUUUUCAACUUAGACAACAUGAGGAGACCCACACUGCAGAGAAACCCUAUGAAUGUCACCUAUCUGGGAAAAUGUUACAUAGUUAUUCUGGUCUUAGGCAACAUGAAAGAACUCACACUAUUGAGAAAACCCAUGAAUUUCAUAUAUGUGGGAAAAUGUUCAAUCAAUAUUCUUAUCUCAGACAGCAUGAGAGAACUCACAUUGGAGAGAAACCCCAUAAAUGUCAUUUAUGUGAGAAAGCCUUCCAUCAACAUUAUCAUCUCAUACAACAUGAGAGAACCCACACUGAAGAGAAAUCCUAUUUAUGUCAUACCUGUGGGAAAACCUUCAGUAAUAAUUCUUCUCUCAGAAAACAUGAGAGAACACACACUAGAGAGAAACUCUAUGAAUGCCAUACCUGUGGAAAGGCUUUCAGUCAAAAUUCUUAUCUCAGACAACAUGAGAGAAUUCACACUAUAGAGAAACCCCAUAAAUGCCAUAUAUGUAAGAAAGCCUUCCGUCAACAUUAUUAUCUCAUACGACAUGAGAGAACCCACACUAAAGAGAAACCCUAUGAAUGCCAUACCUGUGGGAAAACCUUCAGUCAAUAUUGUUAUCUUAGAAUACAUAAGAGAAGACACACUGGAGAGAAACCCUAUGAAUGCCUUACCUGUGGGAAAGCCUUCAUUCAUGGUUCUCAUCUAAGAGAACAUGAGAGAGCUCACACAGGUGAAAAACCCCAUAAAUGUGGCAUAUGUAGGAAAGCCUUCAGUCAAAAUUCUUCUCUUAGACGACAUGAGAGAACACACAAUGAAGAAAAACCCUAUGAAUGCCAUACCUGUGGGAAAACCUUCAGUCAAAAUUCUUAUCUUAGAGAACAUAAGAUAACACAUAUUGGAGGGAAAUUCUAUGAAUGCCAUACCUGUGGAGAAACCUUCAGUCAAUACUGUUAUCUUAGACUACAUAAAAGAACACACACCGAGGAGAAACUCUAUGAAUGCCAUUUCUGUGGGAAAGCCUUCAUUCGUAGUUCUCGUCUAAGAGAACAUGAGAGAGCUCACACUGGAGAGAAACCCCAUAAAUGUCAUGUAUGUGGGAAAGCCUUCAGUCUAAAUUCUUCUCUUAGACGACAUGAGAGAACACACAGUGGAGAAAAGCCCUAUGAAUGCCAUACCUGUGGGAAAACUUUCGUUCAAUAUUGUCAUCUCAUACGACAUGAGAGAAUCCACAUUGAAGAGAAAACCUUUGAAUGCCAUACCUGUGGGAAAACCUUCAGUAAAUAUUCUAAACUUAGGCAACAUGAGAGAAUACACACUGGAUUGAAACCCUUUGAGUGCCAUACCUGUGGGAAAGCCUUUAAGUUUUGUUCUAACCUAAGAAUACAUGAGAGAGUUCACACUGGAGAGAAACCCCAUAAAUGUCAUGUAUGUGGGAAAGCCUUCAGUCAAAAGUCUUCUCUUAGACGACAUGAGAUAACACACACUGGAGAGAAACCGUAUGAAUGUCAGAUCUGUGGGACAUCCUUCAGUCAGUAUUGUUAUCUUAGAAUACAUGAGAGAACACACACUGGGGAGAAACCCUAUCAAUGCCAUACCUGUGGGAAAGCCUUCACUCGUUGCGAUACCCUAAGAGAACAUGAGAGAACUCACACUGGAGAGAAACCCUAUGAAUGUAAUCUAUGUGGGAAAGCUUUUACUCAAAAUUCUGCCUUCAGGCAACAUGAGAGAAUGCAUAGUGUACAGAAGUCAUAAGAAUGUAAUCUAUAUGGGAAGACUUUAAUUUUUCUAACUUUAGACAACAUGAAAUUAUUCAAACUUGAUUGAAGCCCUGAGUGUUAUUGAUGUGAGAAAAUUUUCAGUCAAUAAUUUGACUUUAGAUGGAAUGAUAGGACUCACACUACACAUAAGUAAAAUAAGUCAGCUCUGUAGGAAUGAAACACUAGGUCUGUAAUUACUGUACCUAUCAUUCAAGGGUACUGUACCCUAUCAUUGUUUUUGUGAAAACCAAGCCUUAGUAUGCUAAAAAAAUGCUUAGUUUAGGAAUAACCACAAAGACAUGAAAUAAAAUGGGAGUCAUAAAAACCUGAAGUAAGAGGAAAAAUUUUUAUUAGAAGGAUGAUACCCCUUGGGGGAGAUCCAGAAAUUUCAUGAUGGAGAAUAAUAUAAACUCAGGGGAGAUCAUUUACUCAGAAAUUUAGGAGGUUGUUAUGAGAUUGUGUCUCUGUGAGGGAUAAUGUUUGAGGGCAUUGGGCAAAUUAUUGGAUAUUUUGUGACUGGGUUAUGGACAUCAGUAGUGGAAAUGCUGUUGGUGUGGGGAUAGAAUGUGAAGUCUGAUUUUGGUUUUCUAGAAUAAUUGAAUAUGCUUCUGUUGUUGCCUCUAAUGGAUCAAUGAUGAACAUUUUUUUAAGCCAAUGAUUAAAUAUCUGAAGGGUAGGAGUAGAUGUGUUUGUUUUUUUACCUUAGAGGGAACAUUACUUCAUCUCAGUAGCAACAGUAUUUAUCAGUGGGUGAGAGGGUCCUGCACACAGUACACUGAGUCAAGCAUAGAUUCAGAUAAAACCCUUUUCCCCCCACUAAUGACCCAUUAGGGAAUAUCAGAACCCACUUAAAUAAUCAUCUUAAUAAUCAAAGAGGUAAUGCUAAAAUAAUGCAGGGCCCUUAGGCAGUGCUGUUAAGAUGGUCCAGAUGUGGAAAUCCAAUACUUGACAUUAAUUUUGGAAAAAUUAUGAUCCAGAGCAUGCAUAUAUGAAAACUUUACAGCUAAUAUGAUUUUAGAAGACUGUGAAUUUUCUCCUAGUAAAAUUGGGAACACUAGAAGUAUUUCUCUUCUCAUUACUGUACCUUAUAUUUUAUGAAAUAUUGAAAGACUGAUUGCUUUACCCUAGAGACCAAGAAAAGAUUAUUUUUUUCUCAUAAUUUCUCUUACGUUUAGACAUAGUGGUGGACUUAUGUGGUGUCAUAAGUCACGGUGGAAAGAAAAAUAAAACUUGGGGAAAAAAACUUUUUGUUUGCAGAUGACAUGUUUCAGUAUAUAGAAGCUACUGUUAAAUUUCCAAAAGGAAAUUAGAGGCCAUUAUUAAUUUUAGGAAUAUCAUAGAAUCUGAAGUAAAAAUAAAAUUCAAUCUCUAUGUUAGAAAUUUAUUGGGAGAGUUAAUCCAUGUUUCAAGGCCCCAAAUUUCAUGGCAUCUGAGUUUGCAUGUCUAGUUCCAUGGUGGAUCCACCUACAGCAAAUGCUCUCAUGGGAAAUUCAGCUAGUUCAUUCAUAUCACUGAGGUUAAGUCCAUUAGCCUCAUUUUCCAGAAGUCAAUCAGCCUUUCUUCCACCAGGUUCUCAAGCCUCAUUGGUUAUGAAAAGCAGUUUGGUGUAUCCUCAUUGGCUAUUUCAUUGCAAAGAUACCUAUCAUCAUAGAACCCUUGUUAUAUCCAUAAACAUAAGUAAUGCAUUUGGUGCCUUUCCACACCACCACUUGUUUCUAGUGGUCCCCUCACUACACUAGGGAAUAUUUCAUUCUGCAAUUGCGUUCUGUCCAUCAAUCUGAUCUGACUGCUAAGCCAUUGGUGAUGGCUUCCACCAUGAGACAGUAAGUGUACAUGGGGGUACUUAGAUCCAGGUGUUCCAGUAUUAUUAGGACCACUCACACUUCAGUCCAUUGGUCCCAUUUUUCAGUGCCAGGGGUGGUAUGUCAUCUACCGAAGGCCAUGGAAAGUGGCUGUUACCCAAUGACCAGUUUGGCUGACCCAUGAGUGAACCAGCAUGGAGCAUCUGGUGGGGUGUCCAUAUGUCAGGGUCCUUUGGGUUCCAAUGCAUGGAGGAAAGGUCCCUGUAUUGCAACAGGCUCAUAUUUAAUGGGCACCUCUGCCAGCCUUUCAUGAAAGCAUUCUACUUCCUGGGUAUCUGAGCACAGUCCUGCAUUUAUUACUUCUAUUUGAUGAUACUUUGUCACUGGGCACUGCCUGGGUAAGGGUUCUGACUACCCUGAACCCAGGAUAUAAUGGGGAUUUCUAAUAUCAGGAGGAUGUUGGUGCUCUUGAUGGUAAUUCUUUCCAUUUCCAUCAAGCCCCUAUAGCACAUCAGAAGUCUUUCAUAGGAGUAGUUCUGGGAUUCAUCCAUGAGCUUUGUGCUCUAAAAUCCCAUAGUUCUUCAUUCCAUGUAACCUGUUGUCAUGUUUCCCUUCCACUGGAAUGGAGUUUCCAAUGUCUCAGUAGCUUUUCUGACAGAGGGGUACAACUCAGUAAGUUCUUCCUUAUGGCCUUUGUGUACUCAGAGUCAUUCACUCCUAUGUUCUCUUGUCUCAUUUGCUUGGAAAACACAGGAAGGAUGAAAGACCAAUACCAUGCAAUGGGAGCACACCAAUUGCUGGGUCACAUGAGCUGUAAAUGAGAUACCUGAAUCUGAUUGGAGUCUUGUAUAUCAGAUGACAUAGUCCAUGUUUCUCCAAGGCUGCAGUGGGGGUCCCAGCAUCCACAUGAAUGUGAAUUGCUUUCCAGUACCUAGAGUUUGUCUAAAGUUGUGAGUUACCAUUGGAACCCGACUAGGGAAGACCAAUCUAAUGUGGUUGAGUUGCCACUGUCUUCAGGGCCUAAUCCCCACCUGAUAUAGCCCAGCACACCGUGCUGUGUGGCCUGAGCUCAUUAUCAAGAGUUACAAGACUGCUCUGCCUUUGGUAUCUAUCUCUCCUAGAGUGUGUCCUCAUGAUUUCUCUCAUUGUUGAAUCUGAGUUGGGCUUCUGCAUCCUGUGGUGAUUCCAGUAGGCAAUCAUAGCAACUUGGGUACAUGGUCAGUGUGGAAGUCCUGUUUGUGUUCUCGUACAACUGAUCUUUUGCAAUGGAUGUUGUUUCAGUUUGCUAAAGCUACUGGAAUGCAAUGUACCAGAAAUGGAUUGGCUUUUACCAUGGGGAUUUAUUAAUUUACAACUUACAAUUCUUAGGCCAUGAAAAUGACCCAAUUAGGGCAUCAACAGGAUGAUACAUGGAUUCUGGAGACAGGCUGCCUGUAUCUGGGCCACCUCUGUCAGAUAGAAAUGCACAUGGUUGGCAUUUGCUGGUCCUGCACUCCCAUGUUUCAUUGCUUUCAAAUCUUUCUAGUGGCCUGGUAUGAGCUUCCUUGAGGAUUUUAGUCUUUGGUUUUGGUUUUUGUUUUUGCUUCUCUGAAGCUUUUAUCUCUGACUGAAUUUUCUGUCUUUUUAUCAUCUCUUAAAGGAUUCUAGUAAAAGUAUUAAGACCCACCUUGAAUGGGCUGGGUCAUUGCACAAUUGAAAUUCCCAAAAGGUCACACCAAUUAGAUCUAAUGUACCCAUUAGAAUGGAUUUGAAGGAUAUGGAGUGUGAUAUCCUCAACAUGGUGACAUACAGCUACUGAAAAUUCUCCCAAGAUUCAACAAAAAAGGACAAUUCUGAAUUGUUUCAAACUCUAGAGAAGAAUGUAGACUGGACAAGGACACUGGAAAUACCAAGUUGAAGAAAAAGAAGAAAUAUCUGGUAAGACUCUUCCAUCCCAGACCAGCUGGUCCUCUCCCCUCUCUCUCGGUCUCAGAGGCACAGAAUCAACAGACAAGACCUCUUCCACUAGGGACACAUUUUAAAACCUCACAACAGUGAGACAUACCCUGUUUGCAGACCUGGGGGACAGGGAAGGACAUUUCAAGGCCCAGGUCAGUGAGGGACAAAGGGACUGAGAAAAUGUGGACAGAGACUGUUUCCAGUCCUGGAUCUGAAAGCCCUUGCUCCACCCUUGAUGGCAGCUCCAGCUGCCAUUUCCUUGCUUUGGGGAAGGCUGGAGUACUGAGCUGAGGAAGUAUUCUGCCUCAGGUGUAGCCCUGCAUUGAGCCAGAUUUUAGCUAACAAACUGAGACUUAGGUGUCCUGCAGUUUUAGCUCACCUGUGUAGACACAGCCUGUGCUCAGAGGCAGUGCAGCCCUGAGGAGAAUUAAAUUACUAUACAGCACCAUCUGCUGGAUAGUCCAGAAAAUGCAAGGGAAUAGAAACAUUUUUUAAAAGUUGCUCCAGACCCUUUCUUAGGACCACAGGAGCUGGUUUACUUACCCUGCACAGAAACCCAGCCCUGUUUUGGCUGAGAUAUAUGGAUAACCCAACUGUUAAAACCAGGCUCUAAAAUGAGCCCAGGCCUUGCUAGUUGGCAGAAAACAGAGCAUCACUGGGAGCCAGCAGAUCCAUAUUACCACAAUAAACUUCCUGGGGUGCUCAGUGCCUACCUCUCAUCCCUGUGGCAGACCAUGAUGGGUAUCUGAUUUGGAGGGGAAGAAUGGGAGGCAGAGCCAAUCUGACCACUGGCCAGUGAGAGAAAUGAGAGAUCGAAGAAAAUCCUACGCAACAGAGAGGAAACCUCCAGAAUAAACUAAUCAAGAAAAUCAUGCCUAGACAGCAAAAAAUCACAACCCACACCAGGAAAUGUGAAGAUAUGAGCCAGACACAAAAAGAAACUGACGGCUUAGCUGAGAUUCAAGAAUUGAAAUAAGUAAUUAAAGAUGCUCAAACAAGUCAUCUAAAUCAAAUCAAGGUGAAAGAAAAUGUGACAAAACGGAUGAAAGCUAUAAAGAAACUGGGUGACCAUAAGGAAGACUUUGUAAGCUUGAAAAAACAUGACAAAUUAUGGGUAUGAACGGCAUGAUAGAAAAGAUAAACAAAAUGGAGACCUAUAACAGUAGACUUAGAAGAAAGGAUUCAUGAACUAGAGGAUAGGACAUCGGAAAUUCACACAAAAAAAUAGAUACGGAAAACAAUGGAAAAA
Choloepus didactylus (southern two-toed sloth) is the source of this 7681-nucleotide messenger RNA. Its product is annotated as zinc finger protein 596-like. The transcript is spliced from 7 exons. Bases 327 to 2687 code for a protein of 786 amino acids. The record is from RefSeq and is a predicted model, not a curated record. Lineage: Eukaryota; Metazoa; Chordata; Mammalia; Pilosa; Megalonychidae. Gene Ontology annotation, biological process: negative regulation of transcription by RNA polymerase II. Gene Ontology annotation, molecular function: DNA-binding transcription repressor activity, RNA polymerase II-specific.